UGACACUUAUGUGUCGUGACCUACAAAAGUUAAUAAACUUGUAUUUCUGUUUAUCUUAUACAAAAUUAACAAAAUUAAGUGCUUACGUAUAGUUAUGAAUAAACUAUAUUUAAGUGAUCGUUAUCUAAAAACAUAAUUGGUCAACAAUGUCUGAAACCGUUGAAAAAGUUGAAUGUGGUGUGGAUGCUCGAAGACGUGUAUUGAAUUUAGCAGUUUCAACAGUACUUCUAGAGACUGGCUUCGAUUCUGCAGAUAAAAUGUCACUGGAGACUUUAACUGAAAUGCUACAAUGUUUUUUUACUGAACUUGGCAACUCAGCAAGAGGAUUUUGUGAACUAUCGGGAAGAGUUGAGCCAGUGCUAAAUGAUAUUGUUAUGGGUUUGAUGAAUAUGGGUAUAAGUAUCCAAGGUAUAGAACAAUAUGCAGCAAGACCUAAUAGACAUGUAAUUCAGCCUCCGCAGCAAGCGACUGCCCCUCGGACACCAGCUAUGCUGUCAGCAGGGGCUAAAGCAAAACCUGCACCACAUAUACCAUUUCAUUUACCACCACUUCCUGACCCUCAUGCAUAUAUUAGAACUCCAACACACAAACAACCAGUAACAGAGUAUGAGGCGAUAAGAGAAAAAGCUGCCACACAAAAGAGGGAUAUUGAAAAAGCACUAACAAAAUUCUUAGCAAAGACAAGUGAAACACAUAAUUUGUUUAACACUGAAGAUAACCAAGUUUAUCCAUUAAUAGCCUGUAAGCCUACAUUUCCCGCUUAUCUCCCUUGUCUACUACCAACUGACCAAGUAUUUGACUUUGAUGAAUUGGAAUACCACUUCCAAGUGGCUAAUAGAACUGAGGAUAUGCCCACAGAGAAAAAAGAUCAAUCAGAUAAUGAAGGUGAUAAUGGAGGUGACAAUGACAAUGCAAAUAAUUCUCAAUCUGAAAACCAGGACAAUGCUGCACCAUCGAGCCCAGAAAGAAGCAAAACUUGAGAAUGGAUGAUCAUAGAUAAAUGUAUUUUACAAAUAAAUGAAACUAAAUUUUUAA
Messenger RNA from Papilio polytes (common Mormon), 1035 nucleotides. RefSeq names its product transcription initiation factor TFIID subunit 8 (gene Taf8). Gene Ontology annotation, cellular component: transcription factor TFIID complex. The record is from RefSeq and is a predicted model, not a curated record. Lineage: Eukaryota; Metazoa; Arthropoda; Insecta; Lepidoptera; Papilionidae. Gene Ontology annotation, biological process: transcription initiation at RNA polymerase II promoter. The transcript is spliced from 6 exons. Gene Ontology annotation, molecular function: protein heterodimerization activity. The coding region runs from base 147 to 980 and encodes 277 amino acids.